Molecule: messenger RNA, 5405 nt
Organism: Mizuhopecten yessoensis (Yesso scallop)
Lineage: Eukaryota; Metazoa; Mollusca; Bivalvia; Pectinida; Pectinidae
Product: COP9 signalosome complex subunit 1-like
Exons: 15
Coding region: 32-1582 (516 amino acids)
Cellular component (GO): COP9 signalosome
Source: RefSeq, a predicted model, not a curated record
UCCGGAAGAUGUGAGAGAAGCUUCCGGAAAGAUGCCGCUUCCAAUUCACCAAGGUUUAUUUCAGGGUGCUGUCGAGCCCAUGCAGGUGGAUGCUCAGCCAGAGGAAAAUGACAAUGUGGAAGAUAGUCAGUACCAAGUAGAAAACACAUCUUUAGAUUUGGAGCAGUAUGCAAGUCAGUACACAGGCCUGGCCCGAUUAAAGAGACAGCUGUUUAUCGCCGAGCAUUGUCCCAGUCUCCGAGUGGAGGCACUACGAAUGGCUCUGUCCUAUGUAAUGACCACAUACAACACAAACUUGUAUCAAGAAAUCCACAGAAAACUUCAGGAAGCUGUGGCUUCUUCCUCAAGUUUACCUGAUGCUGUGGCUGGCGUAGUUCAUAACAUGCCUGCACUAGAUACGCAAUGGAUAGAAACAACGGCAAAGAAAGCGGCGCUCAAGUUGGAGAAGCUAGAUACAGAUCUGAAAAACUAUAAAAGUAAUUCGAUCAAGGAAAGUAUAAGACGAGGUCACGAUGAUCUUGGCGAUCACCAUUUGGACUGUGGAGAUUUAAGCAACGCACUUAAGUGUUAUUCCAGGGCUAGAGAUUACUGCACAAUCUCUAAACAUGUAGUCAAUAUGUGUUUAAAUGUUAUCAAGGUUAGUGUGUAUCUACAAAACUGGUCCCAUGUACAAAGUUACGUAAAUAAAGCCGAGAGCACUCCAGAGAUGGCUGAGUUUAUGACAUCAACUACAUGUACGCUCCAACAGAGUGAUUUGUGUAAUGACUUGCACACUUUAAUUUCCGUAUUAGAAGCACAAAGUCGGAGACAGCAUCAUGGAAAAGACGGGGGACAAGCAGUUUUAACCAAAUUGAAAUGUGCAGCAGGCUUAGCAGAUCUUGCCACAAAGAAAUACAAAUCUGCUGCCAAAUACUUCUUGCUAGCCAAUUUUGACUUCUGUGACUUUCCAGAGUUGCUGUCAGCCAGUAAUGUGGCCACCUACGGUGUGUUUUGUGCUUUGGCUUCAUUCGACAGACAGGAACUACAGAAAAAUGUUAUAUCUAGCAGUUCUUUUAAAUUGUUCUUGGAAUUGGAACCACAGUUACGAGACAUUCUUCACAAAUUUUAUGAGUCAAAAUAUGCAUCAUGUUUAAAGCUUCUAGGAGAAAUCAAGGACAACCUUUUACUGGAUAUGUAUUUAGCUCCCCAUGUUAAUGUAUUGUACUCACAAAUUCGGAACAGAGCCCUGUGUCAGUACUUCAGCCCCUAUCUGUCAGCAGACAUGAGAAAAAUGGCGGAGGCCUUCAAUACAUCAGUUGGCGGUCUAGAGGAUGAGCUCAUGCAGCUUAUUCUUGAGGGUCAAAUCAACGCCAGGAUAGACUCACACAACAAAAUUUUAUAUGCAAAAGAUACAGAUCAAAGAAGUACAACAUUUGAGAAGUCGCUCACCAUGGGUAAAGAAUACCAAAGGCGAACAAGGGCUCUUAUAUUGAGGUCUGCGAUUUUGAAAAACCAGAUUCAUGUCAAGGGACCCCCAAGGGAUGGAGGUCAGGGAGGGGAGAUGUCUAUUGCACCAGGAACAGCUUCAUCGGCGAGGAACUGACCUACGACAAUGAAGUGUGUCUAGUAUGUUGAUGGUGCCUGCAUACUAUACACCUUGAGAGACUUUCAGCAACUGUGAUACAAGGAUCCAGUUAAAGUGCGCGAUCAGCGAGAGUGUAGUCCUAGCCAGCUCGCAACACCAGCAUACAGCAGCAACAGAAUUUAUUGUAAAACCACACAACAUAUAAACAGUCCUGGAACCCAGGAGGCGACGUCACUUCGUCCUCUGCUGUUACCUUUCCACAGUUUUGUGAUAUGUUUUUAUGUUGAACAAUCUGCUAAAAAUGUGAUACGAAAUUUCCUCAGAAUUCAAAAUUCCAACCCCACCAUUGAUUUCACAGAAUCGCAGGUGAUGUUAUGACGAUUUUCAACUGUUUACUAUAGCCAGAUAUCAAAAUAUCUGACCAAGCUACAGACAGAGAGUGAAAGUCAUGAUCAGACAGUCAAUUCCUAUCACAUUACUCUGGGAGAAUAAGUGUAUUUGUGUGAACAACGGGUCGGACAGUAAAUGUGGCCUGUUUCAUUACUGGGCUCAGAGUUAGGCCGAGUUUGACAGUUACAAUGUCGGUGUACACUCUAGACAGGUAUAUCAUCGACGAGGUUCUGGGGUAGAGCCCGGCUCUACAGACUUCAUAGUGCUAUUUACCCUGAUUUGUAGUGGAAUGAGGAACGGUGACUGACAGUAUGCUUUGUGAGCAGUAUGUCUUUAUUUUAUGCAAGUAUACUGAAACCAUCAUUUACUCUCAAUAUGCUUCUUGUAUGUCGACUGAUCGAGGUGUAUGGAAAGUGAGAUUACAAUUCGUACAUAUGUACAUGCUGGCUUUACUCUGUGAUUUAUAUUACCUAAAAGAUUCAAUAUUUUUUAAUGAACGAAUGGUGAUUUCAGAUGUGUCAGUAUGUGGAAUAAGUGCUUUGAUAUUGAAAAUAUCCAGUUUUCAUUGGAGUAUUUUGUCUUUAAGUUUACAAAUAUGAAAAGAUUCUGUUGAAGGUUUUAAGUUAUCCGACACCUGUACUUGUAGAAUGCUUUACAAUUUCCACGAAUAUUGUGUUAUACCUCUGCCUCCGUUAUUUAUUACAUCAUCACCUCAAAACAGGAUGAAUAAAUGUUCCUAUAUAGUUUGUUCAGGACAUUUUCUUGUACCAUACCUAACUUAAAAAAUGUAAAUUGUUAUACAUCUAAUUUAUUAUGAUCAUCCAUCUGGUUGAUGGUCCUGUCAAUAAUAUCGGUGUCAUUGAAUACUAAGUAACUAUAGGUAUCUUGAUUUGAAUGAUAAAUUAUCAAAUGGUGCUUGCCAAAAGAUUACCACAGGUGUCAGAACAAGGGUAGAUCACGAUUUUGUUUAUUCAAAUAUCAUGAAAGACCAACGUAGGAAAUUACAGAACAAAAAUCAAUAAAAAUCUUACAUUAUCCGUCAUUGAAUAAAAUAUUCUGACUACUUAUCAGGAGUGCAGGUAAAGAUUUCGUAAGAAAUUCAGGAAAGAUUCUGAAUCAAUAGUAACUAUUAAGAAAUAUUUAAGCAGUUAUCAUGACAAUGUAGAUUGCAUGUUAUAUUGAUUUAGAGUAGAAACAAUUGUGUAUAUAAAGAGGAACAUUGUUCAAUAUAUUUUUCUCAGUUGCUUGUGUUAGAUUAUCAGUAUCAGUACUGCUGAUGUGAUUUGAUAAAUAGCUCAAUGCAUUUACCGGUAUGUGACUGCCAUUGUGAUCGUAAUGUACAGCUAGAUGUGAAAAGUAUACCAGACAAUCGGAUAUCUGUCAUUGUGAUGAAAACCCAACUCGUAGAGAAAAACCUACAGAACGGAAACUCUACAGGAUGGAAAAUAUGUGAAGAAUGUAUGCCAUGAUACAGAAUAAAAAGUAAAUAAACUUUCAUGUACCGUCUUGACAAUGCGAGUUUAUAAUGCUUUUCUGAUCUCUUUUGUCAACUUUCCAUAAAAAAGCAACACAAUUCACGUCAUUGAAGAUUUAUAUUGGUUCGUAGCGUUGUUCCGAUCUCUAUUGUCAACUCUGUGUGAUUGAAGGUUAAGUUCGGUCCUGUUGAAUGAGAAUUUACAUGUGUAGUGGUACAUAUAAUGAAUGAUUUAUUUGUCCAGGAACUCUAGCUAUAAUUACGUAAGAGGUCAAUGCAGCAAAUUUUUAACCAACUUAAGAUAAUGAUUUUCAUUUUGAAAGUUGCCUGCCGAAUGCCACACUUUUUGUGUUGCAUACUGUGAAUUACAUUUGUAAAUUUAUUUUGAUGGGAAACGUUGUGAAAUUAUGUUGAUGUAAUAAUAUGAAUAUGUUACACACAACAUGAGAAAUUUUCAGUAACAUUUAAGGAGAAAGUGAUGAAAGACUAGAACCUAUUACACAUGUAUGGAGGCAUGGCAUCUGUUGGUGACAAGACAUGGAUUUUUUCUCUAGGUUAACUCAGGAUGCUAGUACUCGUACCAGUUAUUAAACUAAGCACACUACUACUGUACUACUACUACUCUAAAACUUGGGGCAUGUGGCAGUCGUAAAACUUAGUAUGUUAAUACAUGCAUCAGUUAUACAAUGUGCAGUGCCAUUGGAUUUCUAGAAAUGUACAGCCCUGGGUCAAAAUAAUCUACUCGUUAUGCCAGGACUUAUUGUAUAAGGACUGGUAUAUCUGAAUAUGAAUAUUUGGAAGACUAGGAGGGUGAUAGGGAUGCAGAUAUGUGAAAAUUAAUAAUAUUUCUUUUCAAGGAAUUAUGAUCCAAUUUGUACCUGUUUAGAAGGUUGCAUUCUCAUCAUUUCCAUUCCAUUUGCUUUUCUAAUGAAUACAAAUGGACGGACGAAUGAUAUGUACCUGGGAAUGUAAGACGUCCAGGAUUUCUAACGGUCAUGGACUAUAAUGAUAAGUGAAGGUAACUGGUGUAAGAAUGAGCAUUGAUUGAAUAAUGAUAAUAGCACAGCUUUGAAUCCUCAGUCUACUUCAGCUGUGUACAGUAUUUGACAUUAAAUGAAUGUCCAUGCUCUUUUCUAAUUAUAUUGGCUUUUCUAAUUUCACAAUCUUGCAAUGAUGCAGUCCCUAUAUUUGUUGAAGUGUCAUAUACAAAAUGUAUUUUGUCCUGUUAUAAACCAAAUAUUGUUAAGUGUAGGGAUGAUUAUUUUUCAGUAGUCCUUUGUGUAGUAAUUUCAAGAUUUGUCAAACAUGAAAAAUUAUAUCAUUAUUUUCAGUAAAGAAAUUCUAUUAUAAAGGCAAUCGUGGAAAAGAGAUAAUUUUUUUGUGCAUGCUGGAGUAUAAUAGAUUAUUGCACAACUUGAAUUCACCUAUAAUUUGUAUGGAAAUUGAAGUUCAAUGUCAGGAUAAAGGCAAAAUUUUCAGUUAUGAAAUUUCAAUAGAAGUUACCUAGUAAUUAGUUGUUUGAGCCUCACCAUUAUGAUAUAUACUAUCUGGAGCAGAUAGGGUAUUUGUUAUGUUGAAUACAGUUUAAGAUUCUUUUGGGGAAACCACUUCAACAAUGAGAUAUAGUUGUAGGUAAUUAAAACCUUUUUUUCUUCUGAUCAAGCCAUUGCCUAUCGAAAUAGCUAGAUUCAUAAUGAGUCUGGCCCAUUUCCUGUCGUGUUGCACUUUGCUAUUUGGUCACAAAUAUUUAUCCAGGUAGUCUGCAGAAGGUUGUUUUUCAGAGCUUCAGCUUGGGUGAGUUGUUGUUUACUGUAACACUCUGUCAAGAGAGUCCAUGAAUGUCAUGCCAACAGCAUAUGCUUCCUGAAUAAGGAGUUGUACCACUGUUAUCGUACCAACUUGGAUCUAAACAUUCUUACAGCAUCUUGGUCAAGUCUUAAAAAUUAAUCUGUUCAUAAAUAAAUGAAGUAUUAUUUU